AUGUCACUCUCCCACCAAUAUUACACAAUCUGACAACACACACACCAAUAAUACACAAUCUGACAACACACACAGAGUGAUCAAAAGUGUUGAAAUUAAAGAGUUGAUAUGAAUAAGGAUGGAAGAAGAAUGAGUGAAGAAAAUGAGGUUCAUGUUGUGAUGCUGCCAUGGCUGGCAUUUGGUCACAUGAUCCCAUUCUUGGAUCUCUCUAUUGCCUUAGCCAAAUUUGGCAUUCAUGUCUCCUACAUCUCUACUCCCCAAAACAUUCCAAGACUCCCCCAAAUCCCACCAAAUCUCUCACAGUUCAUCGAAUUCGUGCCCCUUCCUCUCCCCAGCCUCGACUCCGAUCCCCUACCGGAGAACGCUGAAGCCACGACCGACAUCCCAGCAGAGAGAAUGGAUGAUCUGAAGAUUGCUUGUGAUCUCCUCCAAGAACCUAUCAAGAAUGUGAUAGCAGAGAAAUCUCCAAGCUGGAUAAUGGUUGAUUUCUUUCACCACUGGGCAGUUGACAUCGCGCAAGAACUGGACAUCCCAUUAAUAUUUUUCUCCAUCUCAACUGCUAGCACAUUGGUCUUCUUCUGGUCGCCGGAGUUUCUGGCUGGCGAGGGGCGGAGGCAGGCGAGGCCGUCACCGGCCAACAUGAUGGCCCCUCCGGAUUGGGUGGAUUUCCCAUCGCAGGUAGCUUGCAGGAAUGAUCAUGAAGCUGUAGUCAUGCAUAAUCAAUUGUACAGAACAGGAGCAUCUGGAAUAGAAGAUGCAGCACGGCUGGCUAAGUUAAUCCAAGGCAGCCAUGCUUUGGCCCUUCGUAGUUGCGUGGAGCUCGAAGGCGAUUACCUAAAAGUCUACUCUAAUAUCACCGGAAAGCCGGUGUUUCCGGUGGGAUGCCUUCCACCUGCAGAGAAGGAGGAGGAGGAGAAGAGGGUUGUGGCAGAAGAGCCAUGGAGUAAAAUCUUUGAUUGGCUCGACAAACAGGAGCCAACUUCCGUUGUAUUUGUAGGGUUUGGGAGCGAGUACAAACUGCAGAGAGAAGAGAUCCAUGAGAUAGCGUAUGGGAUUGAGCUUUCCGGGCUUCCCUUCCUGUUCGUGGUAAGGAAGCCCGACUGGGCAGGUGAUGUAGAUGAUCAGAUACUGCCGCCCGGGUUUGAGGCCCGGGUGGCGGGGCGGGGAGUGGUGCAGGUAGGAUGGGCACCCCAGAGGGAGAUUCUUGCCCAUCCUUCCAUAGGAGCUUCAUUGUUUCAUGCAGGAUGGACUUCUGUUGUGGAAGCUAUGGUUCAUGGCCACCGCCUAGUGCUGUUGCCCUUCAUUAUCGCGCAGCCGUUGGAUUCGAGGCUUCUGGUUGAGAAGGGAUUAGCGGUAGAGGUUGAAAGAGGUGAAGAUGGAUCCUUUACUAGAAAUGGCAUUGCAAAUGCGUUGACAAAAGCCAUGGUAUCUAAGGAAGGUGAAACACUAAGAGCUCGAAAUAAAGAAGCUGCAAAAGAGAUUUUCGCAAAUAAACAACUGAACAAUGAUUACAUCAAGAAGUUUGCAGAGUAUCUGAAAAAUGGAAUAAAAGAAAAUAAGUUAUAAGCUCUUUUGCUGAGUGCUAGCAUUAUGUAUGUACCUAUGUAUGUAUCUUUUUGCUACUAUAAGGGUGAUUAAUAAACUAUGUAUUUUGUGAACUUAAA
Messenger RNA from Salvia miltiorrhiza (redroot sage), 1664 nucleotides. RefSeq names its product putative UDP-rhamnose:rhamnosyltransferase 1. The coding region runs from base 109 to 1566 and encodes 485 amino acids. Gene Ontology annotation, molecular function: UDP-glycosyltransferase activity. NCBI's taxonomy places the organism in Eukaryota, Viridiplantae, Streptophyta, Magnoliopsida, Lamiales, Lamiaceae. The transcript has a single exon. The record is from RefSeq and is a predicted model, not a curated record.